GAACAGCAGCGAAACACGGAGUACAGUAAGUGAAAGAACGCCGCCAAGAACGAACGUCUCUCGGCCCACUCUGUGUGUUUUGUGAACGGUUAUUUUUUUUCUCAUUAUUUCUUCUGAGCUCUGGCUGCUUAGUGGAAGCACGCGUGUGUUACACUUUUCCUUCCAUUCUUUCUUUGCCCGCCCUGCGGGCUCAAGUUGUGAUCAAGGCAGCAGCAGGUUUGGACCUUCGCGGAGCGAAGAAGAGUGUUUCCGGUGGAUCGAGAGUGCGAUGCGAGUUCAGUUCCGUUUCCGAGUUCGCAGAGAUUGGAUUAACACUGAAAACGACAACAACAACAACGCGAUUCGCCAACACAAAGUAGUAACCGGUGAACAACAACAACAAUGUGAAGUUUGAACGACAACUCUGGUGUGUUUAUCAGGCGGCUGUCAGAAUUUUGAAACCAACAAAUAAUAAAUAUAUACACAGUGCAAUAUUUUCCAAGAUAGCAUUUAAGGAGGAGCAAUUGUUAAGUUAAGGAUUAAGUGAUUUGCGAAAAAAGAGAAGCGCUAAGCUUGCAGAUGCGGAAUGGAUAAGUGAGCAAGCGAGAGCGUUGAAAAACGGAAAUGUUAAGCAGAAGUGUUUCGUGAUCUGGAUUACAAUGGCCCAAAAGUGAUGUCCGUUUUUUUUAAAUCGUUUUUUGAUGAAAAAGGAGUAGUGUUUCGCAACUGAUAUGAUUACUAAAGGAACAACGCAAGUGAACGACGCGUACCCACAGUAGUGACACACGGAAGGAAACAGUUUGAGCGUGGAUUUUGUGUUGAUCUCCGGAUCCGGAGCAGAUUGAAAGUUAGUUGUUAUCUUUGCCGUCGUCACAAUGCCCAAGAUCUUCCUGAUCAAGAACCGGCUCCACCAGCAGCAGCUGCGUGUGCUCGAGUCCCAGAAGCAUGCCCUCGAGGGGGAUGCUAACGAACCACUAUCGCUGGUGUCCCGCAAAAGGGAAGCAACAGUUCGUACCAUCUUCGGCGAGGAGAACCGCCUGAGUCCACCCUGUCGCGAGGGAUCCACCUCGCCAUCAUCCUCGAUUUUCUCAUCCGCCAACAACAAUGCAGCGGUCCACAACUUCUCCAGCGUCGUUGGAAGCAACUCGCCGCCGCCGCCACCGCCGUCCUCAUCAUCAUACUCACGAUUCCUGCAGCGCACAAUUGCCAAAGAACAACAACAGCCACAACCACAGCAGCCGGACGUCACCCCGGUUCGGCGAUUCUUCUCGUCGAUCCUGGGCGGUGAGAUUCCGUACGGGAGCCGUGGACACGUCCUCACCCAGGCCGAGCGCAAGGAGUAUCCUCCUCCAAGCCGUCCGGCAGUUCCACCACAGCCCCAGCUGGAGAAGAAGGAACCACCACACAGUAGCGGCAGCGAGCCAACCCGGGAAGAACGCAAUGUGCUCACCGAGGAGCGUCGUCCGGUGGUGACGAUCGAGCCACCUCGAUCACCGCCCCCGAAGGAGCGCAUUCCAUCGCCACCGCCGGCGCCCGGUCCGGUGGUACGAUGUUCGGUUAUUCAGCGAGCUCCAACGGCAGUCUGCUCGUCGUCUUCGUCGUCGCCCCGACAGAGUGGCCUGGAGAGCAGUCCGAAGGCGGUCGAUCUGAAGGUGCGCGCUCCCGAGCUGGAACCCGAGCAGGAGCAACCGAUCGAUUAUCACGUGCCGAAGAGGAGCGAGGGCGGGGAGAGUGCGUGCAAAGAGGGAGCCAACAACAAGAAGGAGGACGAAGAGAAGGAGAGACGGAUGCGUGACGCACGAAGGGCCGCAAUUCUGCACAGACACUUCCUGUCGAUGCGUGCCCAUCGAUACGGGAAACUGAAUGGGAUUAUGCAAGCCGCAGCGGGACAUGGUCGGUCAUCGAACGGGGGCGGACAGACCGGAGGUACUCACAGCGGCGGUGGUAAUGUUAACUUCUCGUCGAGUUCAGGAGGAUCUAGUGGAGCCAGCGGAGCUGGCGGUGGCGGUGGUGGUGCAAUUGGAGGGGGUGGCGGCGGAGGAGCUGGAGGUGGUGGCAUGGGAGGAGGUCGUGAUGGACGCUCCAACUAUGGACCGAACAGUCCCCCUACCGGAUCGCUGCCACCAUUCUACGAGAGUUUGAAGGGGGGGAACGCGGGUCUGAAUGGGUACAACGCAAACGGGGGCUUCCUGAACUCCAACUGGACCAACAUUGAUUGCGACACCACGCAAGACCUCACCAACCUGGGAGCGUACGGAGAAAGUGCUGUGAACAGCAGUAACCCAUCGAAACAAUACUCAAUGCUACAGAAUGCCUACGGGAUUGCCCUGAAAGACGAAGCCGAUCUGGACUAUGAUUCUAAAAUCGACUCACUGUCGAAUCUGUACGGAAACUAUGACGUCAACGAUUCCAUGAUGGUCGACAUGAACGGAGUGGGUGUUGAUCCGCUCCAGUUCACAGCAACUCUCACGUUCUCAUCCCCAGGAGACAACGCCCUGUUGGACAGUUUUACGGACGCGGUGGAUUUGAGUCACUUCCUGAACCGACUCCCAUCCGAGGAUCACUCGAGCAACUGCAACGAUCUUGAACUCACCUCGACGCCUUCGCUCACACCGGACUCCGUGGCAACCUCCCUUCAGCAGGUGGACGCCGUCGAUGGUCUUGAACAGUACCCCGAACAUCUUAUGCUCACCCGCAGCUACAGUACCAACUUCAACAACAACAACACCCACAAAUACAUGCACCAGCACCAGCACCAGCAGCAGCAUCCGGACCACCCACCCAGCUACCAAACUCCCCACCAGUUCCAAUCGCUCAGCAGCUUCGACCUCGACUCCCACAGCAAUCUGUCGCUACCAUCGCCCAACAGCAACUCCCUCCAGUCACCCUCGUCCUCGUCGACGCCACCUUCGUCAUCCUCGGCGGCAGCAGCAGCUGCUGCUGCGGCUGCGGCCGCUGCCGCCAUGGCCGCUGGUCUACCCGGCCAUGGUCACCACACAUCCGCCGCACUGGUAGGAGCGCCCGGAGUCGUGACGGCGCCACCACCGGCCGUUGUCGCCUCCACCAUCCAAAACGUAAGUCGAAUCUCCAACAGUAGUAGGGCCGACAGCCGCCGGUCAUCGUCGUUCUAUCACAUUUCUUCCUCCACUGCCGCCGCCGUGGCCGCGACAUCGACGACGACUCGGUCGUCACUCUCACCGUCGUUGUCGUCGUCACCGUCACUAUCGGUCUCGCUGUCGUCCUCACCGGCUUCACCGUGCUCAGUGGCGACCGGCGCCACAACCCUGUCCUCACCGCCUCUGUCCACCAUUCCCCUGUCUCCGAUUGUGGCCGACGUGAAAUUGAAUGUCUUACAGCAAAGGCUUGGCCUACCAGCGGAAGUGCAGCUCGAGUUCGUCAACGGUGGCCACGGCAUCAAGAACCCGCUGGCCGUGGAGAACGUCCCCGGAAGGAUCCGGGACGAGGACAAACACCAUACCAAAUUGCUGCUGCAGCAGCAGCAACAGCACCAGACCGAGAUACUCAAGAUGGACGACGGAAGCUGCGGUUCGGGCAGCGGUGGAGCCGGCUCGGGUGGUGAACACCACCACUCCGGCGGUGCCAACGGCAGCAGCAAGUUCGUCUGCCGGAUAUGCCAGAAGUCGUUCACGCUGCAGCGGUUGCUGAAUCGGCACAUGAAGUGCCACUCGGACGUCAAGCGCUACCUGUGCACGUUCUGCGGCAAGGGCUUCAACGACACGUUCGACCUGAAGCGACACACCCGGACGCACACCGGCGUCCGGCCGUACAAGUGCAAUCUCUGCGAGAAGUCCUUCACCCAGCGCUGCUCGCUGGAGUCCCACUGUCUGAAGGUGCACGGCGUUCAGCAUCAGUACGCGUACAAGGAGCGUCGCACGAAGAUGUACGUGUGUGAGGAGUGCGGCCACACCACCAACGAACCCGAGGUGCACUAUCUGCACCUGAAGGAGAAACAUCCGUACUCGCCGGCCCUGCUCAAGUUCUACGACAAGCGCCACUUCAAGUUCACCAACUCGCAGUUCGCGAACAAUCUGCUCGGUUCGUUCCCGAUGCCGGUGCAGAACUAGAGUAGGCCUCCGCCUCCUGGUCCAGAGCAAUCGGUCACGUGUGUGGAAGAGACAGAGAGAGAGAGAGAGAGAAAACAAAAGACGAUUUGAACAGUGUGCAUCGCAAUAUAGAAAAACAGAGACAGAGAGAGAGAGAGAGAGAGAGAAUGAAAGAAAGAGUAUUAGAAAAGGCAAAACAAGUAAAGCAAAAGAAAAAAAGGACGAGAGAAAAUGACACCCAGAGUACGCGCUGCUUUCCCCAACCGCCACCACCACCCUAGCGAGAGAUAUUUAGCGUUUAGGUUCGCGAAAUCCCCACAGAGUGGGCGCGCGUUUUGCUAACGCGCCGCCCCCUUGCGACGAGGGGAGUAGGGGAGGAGACAAACACACUAACAAUUAUUUAUUUGCUGCAAUAUUAUUUUAUAUUCUUACUAAUCGCGUAGGCAUUUAAGGUUUACUAUUACGCGCGGCGCGCGUUUGCGCGCUGGAACGUCCGACAGUGGAUGGGAAGGGUAGGUGGCCCGGGGGAAAGAUACAGGGAAAGAUCUCGCGUACACCCUGAGGAAGGAUUAGUAAAGAGAAUUUCUAAGGUUAAGGCUUUCUAUAGUUUAAUGUUUUUUGUUUUAAGUUUUUCGAUUCAUUCUCAAACGAAGUUAUGAACAAAGUGUUGAACAUUAUUGAUAACCGCACUCUAGGCGAAUGGAAUAUAGGAGAAAAAGAAGAAGAGGAAAGCUCUUUAGGGAAUUGAUUAGCAGAAGCGCAUCGAUAGAAGAAAUUGAAGGAAGAGGAAAAUGUUGCGGCUGAGAUGAAAAUUUCUCGUGCCGCGGUCGUGUAAAUUAGUGAUUUUUUUUAUUCGAUAUAAUAUGAGAUAUGCUCUGGCCCUCCGUUGCUGCAGCAGUAAUUGUAGUAGGCUCUGGCUGGCUGGUUCGCUGCCACGUAAGCAUACAUUGUUUUCUACUUAUUAUUAUUAUUAUUGCUAUUAUUAUUUUUUUAUGAUUAGAAAUACUAUCAGUGAAAAUAGAGAGAGAGAGAAAGGUUAUCUCUGAUACUUUUCGUAUUGUACUGUACCGAACGCGGUGUUGUUGGUUUGUUUGGCUUUUUACUUGGGAAAUUUCCUUCGGGGUGUUGUGUGUCAUAGCGACGGGAAAGGUUUGGUUCGGGGGGAAUUCUAUCCGACUUUGAUUGGAGAGAUAAUUCUCUUCCGUGUAAGGAAAAUCUAUCUCAUUUUGCACUUUCACUACAUUCGUGUUGUUGUUGAUUGUUUUUUUUCUGGAGAUUUCAGUUCGUUUAAUUCAUACAUUUUAUCGUUCUCUGUUGUUGAGGUUUUAUAAAAUUUUGUAAAGAGGAUGGUGAUGUCAUGGAUAAGGUUAUCAACUCAGGUAAACUCUCUGGAACAACUCGACAUGGUCGAUGAGGUAUAUAAUGUGGAGAUCCUUCUUUUCCGAUGAUGAUAGCUGGAAUUUAUCCAGUUUCGUCAUAAUUCUCAUUUUCUGUCUGAAACAAAGAUUGUACUGAAGUUUUCCAGAUUCCAGUUUAAGAUUUUACGCCGCAGAUAGAACCUCAAUUUACUCAACUCAGGAAUUUCCUUAUCGUCUUCGAUAGCUGAGCAUAGGCAUAACUUGUGAACGUCCGACAUCCGAAUCGUCCGUGUCGUUAGAUGUUUUAUAGUCAUGUUGUUCAACUUCAAGAGGGUUGUGAUUUGAACUAUCGAAUGGCCAAAAUUUUCUUCAUCCAAACUCUGUGAUUUCCAGCAGUCAGCAUUGGGUCCGUUUGACGUAGGACAAUGCGCCCCAUCCAGCUGUAGAACAACAUGUUGAUCAAAAUAAAAGCUGGGCUUCACCCGAGAAAGCAUCUGGUACUUUAAAAUACGGUAAAAUUCGGUAUCGAUUUUCACGCAAACAUCAAUAAAUACAGGAUUUAUUUUCAAACUAUAAGACUCCACUAAGCUGAACAUCAUGAGUCCCGAGGGAUGUUUCGUUUGACAUUUCUGGUUUACACUCUCUGUAACAGCUGUUAUGGCGGGUUUACAUUAGGGAGAUCUAUAGCUAUAGAUGGAUUUAUUCACGUGAAAAUAGGUGUAAACGGGUGAGAAUAAAUAUGAUACACUUAUUCGAGGUAUAUAUAACUUGAAUAAAUUCAGCAUAUGUAAACGCUUGUGAAUUUCUCACUGGUGAGAAAUCACAAAAGUUGGAUGCAGUUCUACUUCAGGUGAAUAAAUUCACCGAAAAUAUGAAUAUAUUCAUUAUAGAAGUUCACGGUAGUGUAAACGAUUGAUGCGAUUUCUAUAAAUCUCAUCAUAUUUCUUCACAUGAAUAUAUCCCUAGUGUAAACCCACCCUUAGACGCAAGAUGAAUACUGAAAAUUUUUUUUUUAUCCGAGAAUAGAAUUAGGGAAACACUAGCAGACCUGGCGAACUUCGUCACGUAUAGAAAAGAUUUGUGAUAUGAAUACAUUCGAACAUUCGCAUUUUCUUACCUAAGCUUACUUCAAUCCCAGAACAAUUAAUUAAUACAUUUUUUUAUUGGCCGUUGUAAAAUUUUAUCUUUCUAUAAAUUUUCUAAUGAGCGAAUUUCAUGCCAACUCGUCUUAGGAGUUGGCAGCACCAUCUCCGAUAGCAGCGAAACGUUGUGGGUGUAAACACAUGGGUCUUUAAAACAACUUUGCAUACUUGAAAUAUUAAAAAAAAUUAGACUACUUUUUUGAAAGGGCCACCAUUUUUUUCUUGUUUUUUUUUACAAAAAAAUAUAUAACUCAAAAACUAUGAUACCUACAAAAUUCGGGUCAAAGGAUAAAAUGUAGAAAAUUGUUUAAUUUUUCAUAAAAAAAACCCCAAUUUUUAUUUGAAAAAAAAAUAUUUUAACUCUUUGGAGAAGGGGGAGCGCGAUAGCGCUCCUUUUAUUAAAUGGUGUGUCACAUCAAAUUGCAUCACGGAAAAAACGCUGUAGAAAUUCGCUCAGUAGACCGAUCCUUUUGAAAUUUUUAGACAGUAAAAUAAAAACUAUUAAACAACUUUUGGCAUUUUCUUUUUAUUCAUACUUCGAGCCCAAGCCCGUAUGCUCACACCUUUCUCUUUACCCCGUCCAUAAGGUUCUGUACAACGUCAGGUUGUAGUUUUUUUUUUGAACAGAAAUCCAUUUUCUCUUGAAGUCCGCCUCCGAUUUGACAACUUUUGGGUUCUUCCGGAGGGCCUGCUUCAUAAUCGCCCAAUAUUUCUCUAUUGGGCGAAGCUCCGGCGCGUUGGGCGGGUUCAUUUCCUUUGGCACGAAGGUGACCCCGUUGGCUUCGUACCACUCCAGCACGUCCUUUGAAUAGUGGCACGAAGCGAGAUCCGGCCAGAAGAUGGUCGGGCCCUCGUGCUGCUUCAAUAGUGGUAGUAAGCGCUUCUGUAGGCACUCCUUUAGGUUUCCGCAAGAGCAGAUCGCUUGCCACACCAUGUACUUUUUGGCAAACUUGGAUAGUUUCUGCUUGCGAAUCUCUUCCGGAACGCUGAAUUUGUCCUCUGCGGAGAAGAACAACAGGCCCGGCAGCUGACGAAAGCCCGCUUUGACGUAGGUUUCGUCGUCCAUUACCAGGCAAUGCGGCUUCGUCAGCAUUUCGGUGUACAGCUUCCGGGCUCGCGUCUUCCCCACCAUGUUUUGCCUUCCGUCGCGGUUAGGAGCCUUCUGAACCUUGUAUGUACGCAGGCCCUCCCGCUGCUUGGUCCGCUGGACGAAUGAACUUGACAAAUUCAGCUUAUUGGCGACAUUCCGGACCGAACUUCUCGGGUCACGUCUAAACUGCUUAACUACGCGCUUGUGAUCUUCACUGACGGAGCAUCCAUUUUUGCCGUUCUUCACCUUCCGGUCGAUGGUUAGGUUCUCGAAGUAUCGUUUUAGUACUCUGCUGACCGUGGAUUGGACGAUUCCCAGCAUCUUACCGAUGUCCCGAUGUGACAACUCCGGAUUCUCGAAAUGAGUGCGCAGGAUUAAUUCACGACGCUCUUUUUCGUUCGACGACAUUUUUCCAAAUUUACGAAAAAUUGACAGUGAAGCAUGGCCAACGUGAUCUAUACACUCUUAUCUGAUUAUAAGCGAAAGCUGAAGAUAUAAUUCCUAAAAAUUAAAUUUCUACAGCGUUUUUUCCGUGAUGCAAUUUUAUGUGACACACCCUUUAUAUGCCAACAGUACGGGGAGCGCGGUAGCGCUCUUCUCGUUUUAUGUUAAUAUUUUUGACUUGGCACCUUUUAACGUAGGAUUUCGUUUUUCGGGGAUAUUAGUAAAAGAGGACUUCACGCACUUUGUGCAGCAAAUGACAAUUGAGGGGCUUACAAUGCAAGGGGUGUAAGCGAUUUGAUCGAUUUCUCUCCAUCAACUUUUUCUUUCGUGAAUAACUCAGCGCACAAAAACGUUCCAAUUUGAUUUUGCUAUAGAAACCGAUAAUUGAGGUUCUGAUCUAUCGUCCACAUUGUCAAAUAAGCUGGGAAUGUGUUUGCAGUUGAGUUAUGAUCAAAAGAGAAAGUCGAUAAAGAGAAAUCGAUCAAGGCACUUACACCCAUUGCAUUCUAAGCCCCUCAAUUACGUAUGAAAUUGUGUAAAUAUAAUAUUCUCAUUAUUUGAAAAAAUAAUACAAAUAAGGAAUUUAAUGUUAAUAAAUUUCAUAAAACUCACUUUUUAUGUGUGUUUUUUUCAUUAAUACAACUUUUGUGACUAAUCAGUUUGCCGCGUUCUUUAGUAUUUUUUAAAAAAUACCCAAACUCAUCCGCAUUUUUGGCAUAUGCUUAGAAAAUUUGCUCCGCACUCAUACGGUUAAAAAUUAAAAUUAAUUUUUCUCAAAAAAGUGUUUUUUUAAAUUCUCAAAAAAAUUAUAUGAAUAGCCCUCAUACAAUUUCCAACAAGUCGUCCAUACAUCGGAAGAUGGGCACCAUCACAGGGAAAAGGUUUUUCUAGCAACUUUUUCAAAAAUUACAACUAAUCCUAUUUUUGUUUAAAGUCAAGAUAGCAAUAUAGUGUUGUAUUCAACAAAGUUUUAGAUCUUAUUAAAAUAUGAACUUUCGUCAGAGACGUCAACUUUCUAUCUUUCAUAGUUUCUGGAAUAUAGGGCAUUUUGGUAAGGAGACCGCUGAAAAAAAUAAAGCUUUACUCGAUACAUUUUUGUGUGUAAAUUCUCGCGUUUGACAUAUUCUUGACAUGUUUCUGUUUACAAAUGUUACAAAUUAAACAUUAAUAGUAAUUUUUCAAAGAAAACAUGAAGUUGAUUAUUCCAAAACCUUUUUUCCUGUAAAAGUGUAUUCCGAUGUAUGAUUGACUUGUUGGAAAUUGUUUGGGCUAUUCAUAUCUAUUUUUUUAGAAUUCUAAAAAAACAUGUUUUCGGGAAAAAAUUAAAUUGAAUUUAAAUUUUCAAUAUAUUUUUUUUCUCAAUGAAUUUAUUCCAACAAAUUACUUGAUAUUUUCUAAUGAAAAUAUAAAUAAUUUCCUACAUUUCAUUCUUUGACUGAUAUUUUGUGGGUCUGAUAGAUAAUGAUGAGAUUGCAAAAAAUACAUAGUCGACCAUUUUGUGCCGGCGACCUUUCUGAAUUUAUGUUGUUUAUAAUGUAGUUUGUUCUCUAAGUUAAGUCCAUUCAUUUGAUACAAAUAUCCAAAUUAACAAUUUUUAAACUAAUGUGAAAUGAGCCAUUUUGUAGCCGCCGUCAUCUUGGAUUUUCAAGAUCUUGAAAUACCCAGUUUUAUAAUGACUGCAGAGGUAAAGGUGUGUUCCAAGUUUCAGAUUAAGUCAAAAGGUACGGGGUCAAAUUUUUAUUAAUGAGGGACAACCCUACAGACAUACAAACACGCAUACAAGCAGGUCAAGUUGAAUGAAACCGUUCAAAAAAGUAAUUGGCUAUUUUGUACCUGCGGCCAUCUUGGAAAUGAAUUUUCUAUAAAUAGAUGUGAUCUACUGGUCAAACCCCUUCAUUUGAUACCUAUUUUGAUGGGGUUUGUUAUGAGAAAAUAGGUAAUUCGCCAUUUUGAAUUGGCAUUUUCAUGAAUAACUGUGUUUUACUGGGCAAGCCCUUUCAUUCGAUACCCAUACUGAUGGAGCUUUGGAAAAAAUAUAUAUAUCAUCAUUUUGUUGUGGCGACCGUUUUCGAUUUGCAUUCCUCAUGUAUAACUGUGUUCUAUUAGUCAAGCCCUUUCAUUUGAUACCCAUAUUGAUGGAGUUUUGAGAGAAUUGGUAAUCCGCCAUUUUGUAGCGGCCGCCAUCUUGGAUUUUUAAGCUAAUGGAAUACGCAGUUUUAUAAUAAUUGCAGAGAUGAAUGAAGAAAGGUAUUGUAUUAUAGAGACUUUAAACUUUUGCAGUUCAUUCGUCUCUAGCCUUGAGAAAGGCCCUUUGAAAACUCUACUCUAUUCUACUCCAGCGCUACCACCUCCGCCCUCUUGCCUUGAGAAAGGCACUGGAUCCCUCGCCGUCCAGCCCGUCCAGCAACGAUGUUGUCCAGUCGGUGUCCACACAAAGAAUGAGUGAGAGAUGAAGGUGUUUCAAAUUUCAGAUCAAUCGGUCAACAGGAAGGGAAUCAAAUUUCUAUUAAUGUGGUACAGCGCUACAGACAAACAUGUUACAAGGCAAGCUAAAAACCGUUUAAAUAAUGUACAACUGUCAUGUUGAAAUAAUUUUUUGCUAUUUUUUCUUUGCCUACCACUACAUGAAAAAAGCGGGGAGUAAUAUACCUGGUAGAAUAAGAUUGUGUACGCGGGCAACGAGGUACAUGUCAGGGCGGAGAAGUAGUUGUGGAUUGAAGCCAGGUUAGAUGAAGAUGCAGAUUUGUAUUUAUUCGUUACGUCAAUUAGAAUUACCUUUUGCCAGAAUUGAAUUGACAAGAAAUUAAUUGAAGAGCGAGGACGACUGAUGUUGUUGUUGUCAUGUUAUUAGGUUGAAAUAACAUGACAACGUUCGUUUCAAUGUGGACAAUGUGGGUAUAAAUUAUUGGCUAUAAAAAAAGCCACUCACGAUUCAGCAGAUUCAGCAGCAUCCAACUAGCGGCCAGCCUGCAGCGAGGCUUCCUAAUCGCCUUUCUCAAGGCCGAGAGUAGUUUAAGUUAAGAUAUGUUAAGAGAGUCACCGUUAGAGCAUCCAUAUCCUAAUACACAGCAUGUGACAGGGUCAAACAUGUCCUGUCACUCGCGUGAACUGCCAAAAUCUCAAACUGUGUAAAUCAAGACUCUUAAAAAUAUACUUAUCUUCGAAUAGAGCUUGCUCCUGUACUACUUCCAUACGCCGCUCUCCUAAUCCACUUAUCAACCAAACGGUCGCACCAUAAACCAUAGAAUCGUCUUGACUUCGCGGAUUAGUUUGGCGAUGACUGCUAAGUUGACGGCACAAUCAUGACUCGUAGAUCAUAGCUUCUUAGCUGGGGCCUUAAGGGAGAAGUGAGGUAUGCAAAGUAAUGAAAAGCGAAUUUAUUCUUUUAUUUUUUUCCCGAUAGAGAACUCAUCUGAGCUUGAGCUUGAGUGUGUUCGUGAAUUCGAGCAUUAUUUCCGGUUAAUUAAUAUUCCGGCCUCAAAUGCGCUACACUUUGACGCCCCUUUUGAAUCGGAAAACAAUGCUCCAAUUCACGAACACUCUCCUAAACUAACCAAGCUCUCUCCCGGUCAAAAAAAAUAAAU
Molecule: messenger RNA, 11661 nt
Organism: Toxorhynchites rutilus septentrionalis
Lineage: Eukaryota; Metazoa; Arthropoda; Insecta; Diptera; Culicidae
Product: transcriptional regulator ovo-like
Exons: 4
Coding region: 855-4064 (1069 amino acids)
Biological process (GO): epidermal cell differentiation; regulation of transcription by RNA polymerase II
Cellular component (GO): nucleus
Molecular function (GO): DNA-binding transcription factor activity, RNA polymerase II-specific; RNA polymerase II cis-regulatory region sequence-specific DNA binding
Source: RefSeq, a predicted model, not a curated record